UCUCUGGCCAACAAAUAUGGACCCAUCAUGUACCUACGGCUUGGACAGAUCCCAACCAUUGUGGUCUCUUCACCUGAAGCAGCCGAACUAUUCCUCAAGACCCAUGACCCUGUUUUUGCAAAUCGUCCUCAUACUCAGGCCACUGAUUACUUAUUUUACGGCUCCAAGGGUGUGGGCUUUUCUGAAUAUGGUCCAUACUGGCGUGACAUGAAGAAACUGAGCAUCCAACAUCUUUUUAAUGCUUCAAAUCAAGAGUUGUUUGGUCAUCUUUGGAGGAAGGAGUUAAGAAUGUUGGUGAAAUCACUUGAGAAUGCUGCUACCAAGGGCGUGGUUGUGGAUAUCAGUGAGAAAGUGCAUGGGCUUUUAGAAGAUAUAGUUUAUAAGAUUAUACUGGGACGCAAUAACGAUGACCGGUUUGAUCUGAAGGGGCUCGUUUCAGAAGUUUUGAGAUUGACUGGAGCAUUUAAUCUUGCAGAUCUCGUACCUUGGUUAGGAGCAUUCGAUCUCCAGGGACUAAGGCGUCGAUGUAAGGAAAUAAGCAAAGUACUUGACCAAUUGUUUGAGAAGAUAAUAAAGGAGCACGAGCAAGCUCGUAAAACCCAGACGGAUGGGAAAAAUGAAGACUUUAUAGACAUACUACUCUCGCUAAUGCAUCAACCCAUGGAUGACGAACAAACUCAUCAAAUUACUCGAGACGACAUCAAGGCCAAUAUGCUAUCUUUGAUUUCUGCGGCAUAUGACACUGCUGCUAUUAGUGUCGAGUGGAUUCUAUCUGAACUUUUGAGGAAUCCAAGGGUGAUGAAGAAUGUACAAGAUGAGCUGGAAACUGUGGUUGGAAUGAACAGAAUGGUGGAAGAGAUGGAUUUAUCAGAGUUGAAUUACUUGAACUUGGUGGUGAAGGAGAAUUUCAGACUCCAUCCUGUUACACCAUUCAUCCCUCGAGCAUCAGCAAAGGAUGUUAUGGUUGGUGAAUACUACAUAGAGAAAAAGUCACGAAUCUUAGUAAACUUAUGGGCACUAGGACGGAAUCCUCAGAUAUGGUCGGACAAUGCUGAUGUGUUUUAUCCAGAAAGAUUUUUGAACAAUAACAUAGAUCUGCAAGGACAUGAUUUUCAAUUCCUACCAUUUGGUUCGGGACGCAGAAAAUGUCUUGGAAUGCAACUGGGUCAAACUGCAGUUCAACUGGUGAUAGCUCAACUCGCACACUGCUUCAAUUGGGAGCUUCCUUCUGGGAUGAAGCCUGAUGAUUUGGACAUGACCGAAUCAUUUGGCCUCACGUCGCCAAGAUCUAAGCAUUUGUUAGUUGAGUUAACUCGUCGCCUAUCUUCUGAGGUUUAUGAUGAAUGAAAAUGGUGUAAACUAUGAAAGAAUAUGAAGUGCAAAAGAACAUGAUAUAUAAUACUCCCCUCGACGCACCAAUUCAAGGAUGAUGAAACAAAACCAUGGGAUUAGUUGAGAUUACAUCAAGGUUAAUUACUGUACUAUGACUAAUAUUGGAGCAUAUGAAGCCACUGCUCUGUUGAAGACUGUGGUUUUUAUUUGAACUGUUAUAUACAGUGAAUGAUAUUUGUAUCUAAAUAAUACUUCUGUUUGUUGGUUGAUAUGUGA
This is a messenger RNA of Neltuma alba, 1608 nucleotides long. Its product is annotated as cytochrome P450 CYP736A12-like. The coding region runs from base 28 to 1347 and encodes 439 amino acids. The record is from RefSeq and is a predicted model, not a curated record. Gene Ontology annotation, molecular function: iron ion binding; heme binding; monooxygenase activity. NCBI's taxonomy places the organism in Eukaryota, Viridiplantae, Streptophyta, Magnoliopsida, Fabales, Fabaceae. The transcript has 3 exons.